AUUCUCCAUAUACACGAACCCUGUCAUCACCAUUCGGUUGCUUAGAGUCUACCAUUAACCAUUGCUGAUCAUUCUGGUUCUCUUCUCUGUCUUUCCUCUCGAUUGGCAUUCUAUUAUUCUAUUCUAUUAUUAUUUUACAUUUUUUUCUCCCCAGUCAGAUCGCCCCUGCACGUCGGAGGAGGGGGCCUCGAACAGUGAACCACUACUGUACUUCUACUUCCCCUUUCCGGGCGAACGUCAUAUACCAACUGUUAUACAGAAAUCCUUCUCUGUCAACCCUCAUCCACUAGGCGUUCUCAUCCAUUCCCAUGGGUCAAACUAACCUGAGCUUGGACUUGCUCGAUUUUGACUACUUUUUUGACGGCGGACGACGCGGGUGAUCACCACUAGUUCCUCGGACUCUGGCUGAUGCUGGGCCGAUCCCAUCGAGUGGAACUCUUUUUUCUUCAGCCCACCUGCAGCCCGUGGGAAUAGUCGUGGGAUUUGCGCUCCGCGAUUUAUUCGUUUCUCUGCCUGCUGUCAGAAAAAUAAAAACGUCUGCCUCGUUCCGCGGAAGAUCCUUAUAUAGAUCCAUCGGUGACCUCCCCCCGGCUCUGCUGGAUUGUUGCAUCUUGGCUCUGCGAGACUCCCGACUGGAAACAUAUCAACCCUAUUUCUCUUUUUGAUAUAUCUUUGCUAUAUUUCGGCAUCUUGCAACGAUACCCUGGACUCAGGAUAUCCCAGUUAUCAUCCCAGAUUGACCAGUAUCUGAAAAGUGUGCACAGGAACCUACCAUCACCAUCGUGCAUUGUCUAUUUCUUAUACUUCGCUUGCCCACCCUGGAGAUUAUCUUCUCUGUUCUUUUUCUUCGGACAAAACCCAAAUCAACCUUCUUUUCAAAAAAGAACUGAGAUCGUUCGGAUCUCAUCCCAGCAGACAGGCACGAAAGCAAAAAACAAAAGCAAAAAGAAUACAAGAACCCCCUCAACCAACCCGACAUAAGCCCUCCCUCCCAAGUACGUGGCUCGGGGCUGUCAGGCUGCCCAGUCAGGGUUUCACAUUUCAGGGCGAACGAAAGACUCUUCUCUAACCCAACAACCACCCCCUGGCCUUUUUUUCGUCUUCUAUCUUUUUGUCUUCUAUCUGUCCUACUCAUCUAUCAUGGAGACUGCUGAGCCAGUUGCCUAUGAGUUCCCUGGCCAUGGUGUGGGCUCAUACCCCCACCGUCGCGCCAUGGACUCGCAUCUAUACCCUUACUAUUCCCACCCGACUUCGACCCCGUACACGCUGCCUUACCAACCGACUCCCACGACAGCUGCAUAUAGCUUUGGCUCUGCGGCUUUGACUCAACCAUCCCAUCCCUACCAGUACUUCGUGGCUAGUCAACCAGCACUGGGCUCGCCGGUGCGUCUUUCAUCGGAUAACCACCAGCCUCAACAUCACCACCACCAUGCUGCCCACCAUCACCACCAACAGCAACAUCAACAUCAACCACAGCAGCACCAUUCCCAGCACCAGCAGCAGCAUCAACCCCAACCAGCUCCCCUGCAAUCACUCCCCGAAAUCCGACCCGCAAAGAACGCCAUCAACCAAGUCACCACGCGGGCCAUGGACUACGCCCCAGCAAGCAACCAAACCAGCUCACCAGAGGGCGAUGCCUCGAAAAAGACAGGCGCAGAAGCCCAAUUCUCCACCGAAAUCGACGUCCUCAUGAAAGCCAUCCAGGCUAAGCCUGGAUCCUCGACUUCCCCGGUCCCGAUGCAGCAGUCCCUGCCACCAUUGCAGCAGCUCGCACCACCGGGAUAUCCAAGCUAUGCUGGUUAUCCGAUGUCGCCGCCUCGCAGCCUGCUUACGAAUGAGGGGCAAUUGUCCCGGUCUGGCAAGAAGCGCAAGUAUACCUGCAUGUUGCCGAAUUGUGGGAAGAGUUUUGCGCAGAAGACCCAUCUGGAUAUUCAUAAUCGGGCGCAUUCUGGGGAGAAACCUUUUAUCUGCAAGGAGCCUUCAUGCGGACAGCGGUUCUCUCAGUUAGGAAACCUCAAGACCCAUCAACGCCGACACACAGGCGAAAAGCCAUUCAAAUGCGAAGUCUGCCACAAGCGCUUCGCACAGCGGGGCAACGUCCGCGCCCACCAAAUCACCCACAUGCAAGCAAAACCAUUUACCUGUCUGUUGGAUUCCUGUGGAAAGAAGUUUACUCAACUUGGGAACCUCAAGUCCCACCAAAACAAAUUCCACUCCACAACCCUCCGCAAUUUAACUCUCCGCUUCGCCCAAAUGGGCGACGCUGGCCCCAUGUCCCCCGCAGACCGCGAGCUAUGGGAGUACUUUGCCGAGCUCUACAAAAACAGCAACAAGGGGAUUAAAGGUCGGGGUAAAGAUCGGCGGAUCUCGACGACGAGUGCUCAUGCCCAUGGCCACGGUCAUACCCGUGGUGUGGCGGGAAGAAUGUCUUCUAUGGAAUCUGAGGAGGAUAGACGUGGGUACGAAGAUGGCGGGAUGGGGAUGUAUGGCUCUGCGGGUGCGAGUCCGAAUGGGGGGUCGAGUAGUGAGGGGGAGGAGGGGGGUUAUUAUUUGGAGAGGAGGGUAUGA
Penicillium subrubescens is the source of this 2568-nucleotide messenger RNA. Its product is annotated as C2H2-type zinc finger protein. Bases 1141 to 2568 code for a protein of 475 amino acids. The record is from RefSeq and is a predicted model, not a curated record. Lineage: Eukaryota; Fungi; Ascomycota; Eurotiomycetes; Eurotiales; Aspergillaceae. Gene Ontology annotation, biological process: regulation of transcription by RNA polymerase II. Gene Ontology annotation, cellular component: nucleus. The transcript has 4 exons. Gene Ontology annotation, molecular function: DNA-binding transcription factor activity, RNA polymerase II-specific; RNA polymerase II cis-regulatory region sequence-specific DNA binding.